This is a messenger RNA of Microdochium trichocladiopsis, 1385 nucleotides long. RefSeq lists its product as uncharacterized. NCBI's taxonomy places the organism in Eukaryota, Fungi, Ascomycota, Sordariomycetes, Xylariales, Microdochiaceae. Gene Ontology annotation, molecular function: acyltransferase activity, transferring groups other than amino-acyl groups. The record is from RefSeq and is a predicted model, not a curated record. The coding region runs from base 283 to 1296 and encodes 337 amino acids. The transcript has 2 exons.
CUAGCGCUUACCACCGAAAGCUUGUCCCAAUUGGCUGGUGGCUUGUGUUACUCAUGUCACCUUGUCAGAUCAGUUGUGUAUGGCCGUGGAUACGAAAUUAGCUAUAUUCCUCGCCUCGUCCUCGACCUAUUUCCAGCGCUUUUUUGUCCAUCUCCGUGCGUAUCCUAAGGUGGCCAGGCCCUCAUGAGUCUGCAGCACACUCACGAUCCCGCGACAGCCAUUCACUGCCCAGACUGACAACGGCCCACUACGGUAACGUACCUGAGGGUAAGCAUAACCACCAUGUCCGCCACAACAACAGCUACAGCGGAGCCGGCGCACAGCACGCCGUCAGGGGCGGCAGCACCGCUCCCGCACGUCACUAUCCGCCCCGCGCGCUCCGGCGACCUGCUCGCCAUCGCCCACCUCUGGGCCGCCGCCUUCAUGGACGACAGCCUGGUCGGCGAGACAGUCCACCCGCACCGGGCCGAGUACCCGCACGACGUGUACCUGGGCAGCCUGUGGAGUCUGCGGCCCAAGUACUGGGACUACCGGUGUGUCCUCGACAUUGCGGUCAUCUCGGCCCAGCAAGUGGACAAGUACGUCGACCGGCACUGCGCGGGCGUCGUGAGGGCGGGCAACGAUGUUCCCGACGUGCUGAGCAGGGAGGAUCGCGAGGCUGUUAAUGAUGUCGCGAAGGUCACGACCGGGAGCGGGGACGUGGUUGUCGGGCUUGCGCAGUGGACGAGAUAUGGGGACGGAGAAGGGGUGAGAAAGAGGCUACCUGGAUGGUGGGAUCCCCGCAACCUCAUGCUCCCCCUGACAACCAAGGCCAUGGCUCUCCACGAGCGCAUCUGGCCCAACCGCGCCUCGGACCCUGCCCAGCGGGACAUCUUCAGCCGCUCGCUGCCGCACUGGAUCCACCUCUUUGCCGACCCGGCUCGGGCCGAGUGCUGGAACCUCGCGACCUGCGCGGUGCACCCGUGCUUCCAGGGCCAGGGGAUCGGCAGGAAGCUCGUGGCCGUGGGCAAGGCGCGGGCCGACGCCGAGCGGGUCUGUGCGGUGCUGACGAGCUCGCAGGGCAAGGACGGGUUCUACCAGAAGGGGUGCGGGUUCGAGGAGCAGUUUGGGGACAUGUGCGCGGGCGAGGGGAACCCGAUGGGCAUCUUGCGUGGUCGGGGAGGGCUCAUGUACUGGUACUGGCCGGAGGGCGUAAAGACACCCAGCACGAGGGAGACGCGGGCAGAAGGGCCAAGCGGUGAUGUGCCUGACGAAGUGCAAGAGGAGGUUGCACAGGGGGCGCCCAUUAUAGCAUAGGGUGCUGGGUGGUUGAUUCCCGUUUCGUUGGAGGGUAGCUGGAUCUGUUUUCAAAUAACCAUGACUUUCGGGAGCACGCAUGGUACAUG